AUGACAUUGACAAAUCCCAACUUAGAAGGAUAUAAUAUCGUUCGAAAUUUCUGGAAUUUAUAUUACAAUCCUUCCAAAGGUACUUUCAUAGCGCCCAAGAAAUGCAGUGGAUGCUAUAACAAUGAUAAAUUUGUUAUAUGGGCAGUUUCAGUAGCUGCGCAAGCUGUGGUCGAUGGGUCGCGUAUUUAUCCAAAGGAAUUGGGCCCAUUAGUGCCCAAGGCAAUUGAAAUCUUUCAAAAGUACAAAAAUAACCAUAUCAAAGGCUAUUCUGCAGCAGAAAACCCAGGUAAUGAUAAAGAUAUAUACUACGACGAUGAUGCCCAAGUUGCGAGUGCAAUGUUGACAGCUUAUGAAACGACUCAGAAUAAGAAAUAUUUGGACCAGGGACGUGAGUUGGUUAGAUUUUUAAUGGGUGGAUGGAAUGCAGACUCGAAAGCAAAGACAAAAGGUGGAAUGUGCUGGAAUUUGAACAACCAUUACUUAAAUUCAUGUACUACGGGAAUGACGGCCAAGGCUUGCUUACAGAUAGCAAGACUAAUACCUUCAGAAGCCAAGGUUUAUAUAGACUUCGCUGUAAAAUGUAUUGAUUGGCAAAUUAAAGUGUUACAGGAUCCGGGUGAUAAAUUAAUUAAAGACGGUGUUCAGGACACUUCCACAAGCCCAAAUGAUACAAAGUGGACUUAUAACCUUGGCGUUACAUUGUCUUCAGCAAGUAGAUUGUAUGAUUUAACAAAGGAUUCAAAAUGGAAGAAUAUAGCGACUGAUCUUGCCGAAGCAGGUAUUAAUCGUAAUGUUUUUUUCUAUGAUCGUGAUUACAGCAAUGAUAAAAGAUAUUGGAGAGACUCAUCAUACUUUGUUCAGUUGUUAAUCGAGGGAUUAGCUGAUUAUUUGCUAUUCGUUGGAAAAGAUGCCCCUGGGGACUUGCCCAAAAGGAUUGACGAGGAGAUUAAGAGGCAUCUUGUUAUGUUCUACGAAUAUAUGAGAGAUCCCAAAGAUGGUCUUUAUUUACAAAGCUUUGAGCCUCAUCUCACUUACCGAAAUGUUUAUGACGAGAAGUAUAAGAAAACAUUUGGAGAGAGGAAAGGAUGGUCAUUGAAAAAAGAGGACAAAGACGGAGAGAACCCACAGAAAUGUUUAAUGGGGUGCGGUGCUGCUGCAAGGGUCUUCUUUCAAGGUGCCAGAGCUGUCCCAAAAAUAGAAUAG
This is a messenger RNA of Priceomyces carsonii, 1203 nucleotides long. RefSeq lists its product as uncharacterized. NCBI's taxonomy places the organism in Eukaryota, Fungi, Ascomycota, Pichiomycetes, Serinales, Debaryomycetaceae. The record is from RefSeq and is a predicted model, not a curated record. The transcript has a single exon. Gene Ontology annotation, biological process: carbohydrate metabolic process. The coding region runs from base 1 to 1203 and encodes 400 amino acids.